AUGUCGGCGGUUGGCACAGCGGCUCUCGGUACUGCAGCGGCGGCUCCAGUGGCCGCUGGUACUGCAGCGGGAGUCACAGCAGCUGGCACCUUCAACACCAUGAAUGAUGCCAUAUCCAAAUUCGUAAACAGUUGCACGGAAGCAACUGGACAACCAAAUACUGUCCUUUAUUAUAGAAAUUAUCCUCAGCGUGGUGGAAACCGCGGACGUGGAAAUUUCAGAGGUAACUAUCGUGGUCGUAAUAAUAAUCACAACAACUACAAUGGUACCAACUAUAAUAAUAAUGGAAGAGGUCAAUACAGAGGAAAUAAUCGAGGACGUGGUAAAUCGAAUCGAGGCCACAGUAACAAUAACAACGUGAGAAUAGCCCAAAAUGCAUCGGGAAACUCCCAAGACCCUUUAAGUACCCAACAGUAG
Molecule: messenger RNA, 417 nt
Organism: Drosophila willistoni
Lineage: Eukaryota; Metazoa; Arthropoda; Insecta; Diptera; Drosophilidae
Exons: 2
Coding region: 1-417 (138 amino acids)
Source: RefSeq, a predicted model, not a curated record